Scatophagus argus is the source of this 2407-nucleotide messenger RNA. It is a transcript of the gene stx11b.1, whose product is annotated as syntaxin 11b, tandem duplicate 1. The transcript is spliced from 3 exons. Gene Ontology annotation, biological process: intracellular protein transport; exocytosis; synaptic vesicle fusion to presynaptic active zone membrane. Gene Ontology annotation, cellular component: presynaptic active zone membrane; plasma membrane; synaptic vesicle. Gene Ontology annotation, molecular function: SNARE binding; SNAP receptor activity. The coding region runs from base 572 to 1468 and encodes 298 amino acids. The record is from RefSeq and is a predicted model, not a curated record. Lineage: Eukaryota; Metazoa; Chordata; Actinopteri; Scatophagidae.
UUAGCCGGGGCUUGGUUCAUACCGGCUGCAGGACUGACAGGUAUCCGUGCCGUAAAAACUCACAAAUAGGCUGCUGUAGCUGAAAGGUGAUGACUGACAAGGGUUACUUGUGCGAUUUAUUUUUAUAGAGACCCACGCCAAACCACCAGCCCCGGGCUUCCAAAUUGGCACUCACCUGGUUCAUACGCACCAGGUGCUCACGCCUCGUCCCGUCCAAUUGACGCUCUUGAGAUGCAGCGUCACCGCAAAGACCAACCGACCGGGCUUCAUUCCUCAAGUCACAUCAUCACAGUCCCAUGGCGUGGCGCAAUCCAUACCUUAAGAACACUGCAGUUGAAUGUCAGUUUUGACUCAUAAGAUAGCUGCAUUACGCAUGCGGGCCCCGUUGUUUCUGCUGGCGGCUCGGAGCAGUCGACUUUUGAGCAAUUGGAUGGUGCUGUGGCACCGCGGCCACCUUCAAUUAUAGGACCAAGUUUAAUGUCUGUGGAGAUCGGAACAAAACAGAUUAAAAGUCAAAGCGAAUGGCUGCAUACAGACGUCAGACAAGUUAAAAGAACUUGUUUGCCCAAUCAUGAGGGACAGACUGAGCAACCUGCAGGAAAUGUCCAACAGCCAUGUGGAGCCAAUGGAGUGUGCAGAGUCCACUGCCUCCGACUCCUUCAGCAAUGUGGACCUGGAGGAGGAGUUGCCCCAUGAAGCGGUAGUGUUUGACAACACCUCCGCUGUGGGGGAGAUCUAUUCCCAGUCGCAGGAUAUCCACAGAGAGGUCCAGCUCAUCCGUCUGGAUGUCAAAAGACUUCGUGAGCAGAACUCCCGCAUGCUCCAAGGUGUCACCACCAUGAGCACUAUCAAAAGGGACUCCAAUGCCAUUGGUGCUGAUAUAAAGGCUCGGGCUGAGGGUGUGCUAGCACAGCUGAAAGAAAUGGACGGCACAGCCCACAAGCUAGAAGAAGUACAUGGCUCAAAUUCUGCCGUCACACGUAUAGCGAGAACCCAGUAUGCUUGCCUCAGCAAUGGCUUCCGCGAUGCCAUGUUUGACUAUAAUGAGGCUGAGAUGAGCCAUCGGGAGAACUGUAAAGCCCAGAUCCAGAGGCAAAUGAUGAUAGUGGGACGGGAGGUGACAGGAGAGGAGGUGGAGGAGAUGAUUGAGACAGGCCAGUGGAACAUCUUUACUGACAAUGUUGUGAGCGAGGGUAAAACGGCUCGAUCGGCUCUGUCCCAGAUCGAGAAACGUCACCAAGAGUUGGUAGACCUGGAGACUCGUAUCAACGGCAUCCAUGAGAUUUUCCUGGACAUUGCCCUGCUGGUGGAGGAGCAGGGCAGCAUGCUGACCUCAAUCCAAACCAACGUUCAGAAAACUGAUGAACACUUACAGGAUGCGCUCGUCAAACUUGGCAGGGCCAAACGUCAUGACAGAAACAAUCCCUUCAAAAAGAUGUUUUGCAGCUGUUUCCCAUGCUUUGAUUAAUGAUUGUAGAGUACAGAGAUGUGUAGAGGGGUGGCAAAACAUGGAACUUUCUGUCCAAAAACAAGUGUAGUUCAAGUUCAAGUUGUUGUGUCUGGACUGAAAGGCAAAUAUUAUAGGGUAAAAUAUUUAAAAUUUGUAUUUAUGGAGGGUUUGAGACAGGUAUCUAAAAUCAGAAUUAAUUACCCCCUCACUCCACCCCUCCACCCACAUUCACCCCCACACCCCCUGUGACUGAGGUGUGAUGCAGACAUGAAACAAAAUGAAACAUAGUAUUUGACAAUGUUUUUCAUAUUUUUAUAGCUUGCUGAAUUACCAAACACCACAGUUUUAUGACCGUCAGACCACCUUUCUUGAAACAGCAGAAUUUUUUUCAUAGUUGAUCUGUCCUCAUCAUGCUGCCUUACAUAGUAGCUUCUGAUGCUGUAAAUUGCCCAAAUACGAGUUAUUAUGUGCAAGUUCAGUGAAACAAUUCUAGCAUCUUACUGCAGCCAUGCAGGUCGUAUUAUUUGUCAUUAUGUGUCAACGCACAGGCAAAUAUGAUAUCUUAGAUUUACUGUUGAAAGAAAAAAAUUUAGAAAUGUAUCAGUUCAACUGUUUUUGAUUAGAUUGUGAUGUUCUCUGGAUUACUAUAGGCUACAUAUAAAAUUAUGAAAUUAUUCGGUUGAUAUUAAUUAGCCGUUCCGUGUCGACAUUACACAACACUGUUAAAGACCCGAGUUAUUCUUAUAUUUAGCAUCUGUUUUGAGGAUUCCAGGAAAUGAGGAGUGCCAGCAGUUUUAGGAUGUCUGAAUGUUGUGCAGGAAUCACACAGCUGAUGUAUUGUGAUGUCUUUUAAUGUGUUACUUUUCUUCUAUUUUAUGGCUCUGAUAAUACCUUUGUGUCAUCCGUCUUUCUUCUGUGGUGUCAUGUAUAUUACAUAAAAAGUUCUAUUAAAACUGG